CACAUUUGACAAAUGUUUUCUUAGCCAAAUCACUCCACAGUCCCGCCUUUCUCCAGUGACCAUAUAAGUCCAACGUAACUGUCCACUCAUUCGUGUGACCCGACUGCAGGAUUAGGAGAGUAGCCUACAACAAGUGAAAUGGCUUCCAGUUGCUCAGGAUGUGGACCUGGCUACAAGACCCCAUUGGAUGCCAUGAAGGGACCACGGGAAAAGAUUGUUUAUUUGCCUUGUAUAUACCGCAAUACGGACAUACUGAAGCCUGACUACCUUGCAACUGUGGAUGUGGACCCAAAAUCACCAAGUUUUUGUAAGGUGAUUCACAGGUUACCCAUGCCUAACCUGAAGGAUGAGCUCCACCACUCUGGCUGGAAUGCCUGCAGCAGCUGCUUCGGGGACGCAUCCAGGAAACGUAACCGCCUCAUUCUACCCUCCCUGAUCUCCUCCCGGAUCUAUGUGGUGGAUGUGGGGACGGACCCUCUCGCUCCGCGCCUUCACAAGAUGGUGGAGCCCACAGAGCUCUUCUGGAAGUGUGAUUUGGCUAAUCCACACACGGCACACUGUCUGGGCAAUGGGCAAAUCAUGAUCAGUACCAUGGGAGAUCCUUCAGGGAAUGGCAAAGGGGGCUUUGUUCUGUUGGACGGAGAAACAUUUGAAGUGGUCGGCAACUGGGAAUUACCUGGCGAUGCAGCACCCAUGGGCUAUGACUUCUGGUAUCAACCACGGCACAACGUAAUGAUGAGCACAGAAUGGGGAGCGCCCAAAGCGCUGGCCCGUGGCUUUGACCCUGCAGAUGUUAAAGCUGGUCUGUAUGGGCAGCGCAUCAACGUCUGGGACUGGACCACUCACAAGCGUGUGCAGACCCUCGACCUAGGGGAAGAGGGUGCCAUCCCCCUGGAGAUCCGUUUCCUGCAUGACCCAGCUGCAGCCGAAGGCUACGUGGGCUGUGCUCUCAACGGCACUGUGUUCCGCUUCUACAAGACCCCGAAAGGGGACUGGGCAGCGGAAAGGGUCAUCAAGGUCCCAAACAAAAAAGUGCAGGGUUGGGUACUGCCAGAGAUGCCAAGUCUAAUCACAGAUAUCCUGAUCUCCUUGGAUGACCGGUUCCUCUACUUCAGUAACUGGUUGCAUGGUGACAUUCGGCAAUAUGACAUUACUGACCGGAGACAUCCACGACUCGCUGGCCAGGUGUUUCUGGGUGGCAGUAUUAUAAGUGAUGGCCCUGUGAAAGUCCUGGAAGACAAAGAGCUAAAGUCCCAGCCACCCCAACGCAUUAUCAAGGGGAAGAGGAUUCAAGGAAGUCCACAGAUGCUCCAACUGAGUCUGGACGGGAAGAGGCUGUAUGUCACUACUUCUCUAUACAGUGCCUGGGACAAGCAGUUCUAUCCUGAGCUAGUCAAGGAGGGCUCCGUUAUGAUGCAAAUUGAUGUGGACACAGUAAAGGGCGGCCUUAAGCUGAAUGAGGACUUCCUGGUGGACUUUGGAGCAGAACCUGAUGGUCCAGUCUUGGCCCAUGAGCUCCGAUACCCUGGUGGAGACUGCACCUCAGACAUCUGGCUGUAGUGCGAGUAAUCACAUCAGAUAGGGGGUGCUCUUCACUCUGCUAACGAAAAUGUUCCUCUGUGAAGGAUUAGGGAGGGAAACACGCAAAGGUGGACAGUAUACUAAGGACCAAAUUUAAAAGUAUAUGCUGUGUAGAUUUGUGUUACUUGUCUUUGUAAAUGCUUUAACUUUUUUUAACUUUAACUGCUAGCACAGAGAAAAGCUCCCCAAAUGGCCUUUCUUCUGUGGGAGCUGUUCUUCAUUGCUGUCAGUAGACCAGUCAUUCUUUAUACUUUAUAUCAGUACAGUAGAGCAUUAAGAAAUAAGAUGACGGAAUACUGAAUAAUAUUUUGUGCCAUGAAUGUAACAUUGUAUUGAUCAUAAUUAAUUGCUACUGACACUUGCAAAUGUACUAAUGAAUCAUGCUAACUAGAAAAAUAGUUAAACACUUUGUUGUACCAUGUAAAAAUCAUUACUGUAAAAAAAAAAAAAAUUGAAUAAAUGUUACCGUUGUUUUUCAA
Clupea harengus (Atlantic herring) is the source of this 2060-nucleotide messenger RNA. RefSeq names its product selenium binding protein 1 (gene selenbp1). The record is from RefSeq and is a predicted model, not a curated record. NCBI's taxonomy places the organism in Eukaryota, Metazoa, Chordata, Actinopteri, Clupeiformes, Clupeidae. Gene Ontology annotation, molecular function: selenium binding; protein binding.